This is a messenger RNA of Bombus pascuorum, 1425 nucleotides long. RefSeq names its product GDP-fucose transporter 1 (gene nac). Gene Ontology annotation, biological process: GDP-fucose import into Golgi lumen; protein O-linked glycosylation via fucose. The transcript is spliced from 5 exons. NCBI's taxonomy places the organism in Eukaryota, Metazoa, Arthropoda, Insecta, Hymenoptera, Apidae. Bases 213 to 1304 code for a protein of 363 amino acids. The record is from RefSeq and is a predicted model, not a curated record. Gene Ontology annotation, cellular component: Golgi apparatus. Gene Ontology annotation, molecular function: antiporter activity.
GUAUGAUUAUUCUAGAUUCUAGAGUAAUAAUCGCAACCACGACCAUAUAAGCAGAUGUCGACACUUGCUAGGGAAAAACCACCUGAAAAUUGAGUCGUGUCUAGUCGUGAAAAAUCAACAUGGACAGUCAACAAAGUCCGCAUUCUUGCGAAACAGAUAGAGAUAAGUAAAGUGUCUCUAUCUUUAUCUGAAAUAUUAAUAACAUAUUACGCAUGCGCAGAAAGGGGACUUUCUUGUCUUCCAUGUUGAUUUUCCGCGAUUCAAUUUUUGGAUUGCUUUUCCUAGACUUCCGUACACGAGUGUCAGAAACUGGAUUAUUGACAAAAUUUAUAUAUAUUGCAAUUGUGGUUACAAAUUAUUGGAUAAUUUCUAUAUUGACUGUAUUUAUAAAUAAAACUCUUUUAUCCAGUAAUACUAUAAAUUUGGAUGCACCUCUUUUUAUAACAUGGUGCCAAUGUAUAGUAUCUUUAGUUAUGUGUGUAAUUCUUAGUAAUUUAUCACAAUGGUUUCCAAAAUAUAUUAAAUUUCCAAUUGGUAAUCCAUAUACCAAAGAAACUCUUAGAAAGGUAUUACCAUUGUCUCUCCUAUUUACUGGAAUGAUUGCAACCAACAACUUAUGUUUAAAAUAUGUUGAUGUUUCAUUUUAUUAUACAGGACGUUCGCUAACAACUGUAUUUAAUGUUAUUUUUACAUACCUUAUGCUAGGUCAAAAGACUUCCAUAAAUUGUAUUGCAUGUUGUGCAUUUAUUGUGAUUGGAUUCUGGCUUGGUGUGGAUCAAGAACACAUUGCUGGUUCUCUAUCUGUUCUGGGAACAAUUUUUGGUGUACUAGGAUCGUUAACUCUUUCUUUAUAUUCUAUUCACAUGAAACAAGUUCUUCCUACAUUAAAUCAAGAUAUUUGGUUACUCUCUUAUUGUAACAAUGCAUAUAGUGUCAUUAUAUUUCUUCCAUUAAUGUUAGCGAAUGGAGAACAUAUUACAGUGUACAAUUACGAUAAGAUUGGAUCUUCAUAUUUUUGGUUGGCUAUGAUUGUUGGUGGUAUUUGUGGAUUUGCUAUUGGUUUUGCUACAGCACUUCAAAUAAAAGUAACAUCUCCUUUAACACACAAUAUUAGUGGAACUGCUAAAGCUUGUGCACAAACAGUUUUAGCAACUUAUUGGUUUGAUGAAAAGAAAUCAUUCAUGUGGUGGAUAAGUAACUUUGUUGUACUUAGUGCUAGUGCAAUGUAUGCUAGAUUGAGACAACUUGAUAUAAGUAGAGAAUACAAAGAAGAAAAGCAGCAAUUGCAAGGUGACAAAAUGUGAAUGAAUUUAUAAUUUAAACAUUUUAUAUUCAGAUCAAAGUAUAUAUAACAUAGAUCACAUUUUAUUGUAUAAGAUUUAUAUAAAAAUAGUUAAGAAAAUAAAAUUAAUUAUUUUUAUAAAA